AUGGAAGAAGAUGACGUUGCUUACAUAACUCCUGCUCCUGUUUCUCCCACUCUACAUCCUCGUGCAUGCUUUUGUGCCCCUUUGGAACAAGGAGGACAAAAAUUGGCGCUUCAAGAAUCCUCUGAUGAAGCACCUGCGAAGGAAAAACACAGAGGGAAAGCAGCAGCGUUGGCGGCGACGAUCUCAUCAGGCAGAGGGCCGUGGUGCGUGGCCAAGCCGGAAGCGCCAAGGGAGGUGCUCCAGGCGAACAUCGAGUAUGUAUGUGGGGGUGCCAUAGGGGAUUGCAGUGCGAUACAGGAAGGCGCCUCGUGCUACUCCACGGACAUCGUAAGACAAGCAUCCUAUGCCAUGAACUCCUUCUACUACGCCAAAGGGGGCCAUAGGUCCAUCAACUGCUUCUUCAACGAAACCGGCACCAAAGUCCGCGAUGACCCCAGUUAUGGGAACUGUGUAUAUCCUUCAUGA
Zingiber officinale is the source of this 465-nucleotide messenger RNA. Its product is annotated as major pollen allergen Ole e 10-like. The transcript has 3 exons. Lineage: Eukaryota; Viridiplantae; Streptophyta; Magnoliopsida; Zingiberales; Zingiberaceae. Bases 1 to 465 code for a protein of 154 amino acids. The record is from RefSeq and is a predicted model, not a curated record.